This is a messenger RNA of Poeciliopsis prolifica (blackstripe livebearer), 2457 nucleotides long. It is a transcript of the gene mc2r, whose product is annotated as melanocortin 2 receptor. The record is from RefSeq and is a predicted model, not a curated record. Gene Ontology annotation, molecular function: melanocortin receptor activity. The transcript has 3 exons. Bases 144 to 1109 code for a protein of 321 amino acids. Gene Ontology annotation, cellular component: membrane. Gene Ontology annotation, biological process: G protein-coupled receptor signaling pathway. Lineage: Eukaryota; Metazoa; Chordata; Actinopteri; Cyprinodontiformes; Poeciliidae.
CCUGCUGGUUAGUGAUUACUACGGUGUGAGUUUCCUGAAUGUGAUUGGCGUUCUAGUAAUUACCAGAGGAAUUUACACUUGCUCAGUAACAUAGCAGCUACCAGACACCUGGGUUCCGGGUCAGCCUCUCCGUCUGAGUUUAAAUGCCCUGUUUUCUCAAAGCUGCAGUAGGAACUUGUUUAAUCUGCAUUGAAAUCAGACAGGACGCUGCCAUGAACCAGACAGGCUGCCCCGAGGUCAAGGUCCCAUUUCCCGUCUUCUUCACUGUUGGAAUCGUCAGCCUGGCUGAGAACCUGCUGGUCGUGGUGGCGGUGAUGCGCAGCAGGAACCUCCACUCGCCCAUGUACUGCUUCAUGUGCAGCUUGGCUGCAUUCAACACCAUCGCUAGUGUGACAAAAACCUGGGAAAACCUGAUGAUAGUCCUCGCUGAUGCGGGACACCUGGAGAGGAGGGGUCCUCCUGAGACCGACCUAGACGAUGUGAUGGACUCCCUGCUCUGCAUGUCGUUUGUAGGCUCCAUAUCCAGUUUCCUAGCCAUUGCUGUGGACCGUUACAUCACCAUCUUCCACGCGCUACGUUACCACAACAUCAUGACCAUGCAGCGAACGGCAGCCAUCUUGGGGCUCAUCUGGACAUCAUGUGCAGUUCUGGCUGUGCUAAUGGUGAAGUUCUUCAACUUUAAGUUCAUCAUGAUCUGCUUCAUCAUCUUCUUUGUCGUCUCCCUAGCAGCCAUCUGCUUCCUCUACAUCUACAUGUUCAUGAUGGCCCGCAUUCAUGCCAAGAACAUCAAAGCGCUACCCAGUGGCGGCAGGGACAAGUCUCAGCAUCAGCGGAGGUGGGGCAGCAACAUGAGAGGCGCGCUCACUCUCACCAUCCUGUUCGGGGCAUUUGUGGUGUGUUGGGCGCCGUUUUUUGUCCACCUGGUCAUCAUCACAGUUUGCCCUAUGAAUCCGUACUGUGAAUGCUACCGGUCCUUGUUUGAGCUACAUGUGGUGCUGAUGAUGAGCCACGCCCUAAUAGACCCGGCCAUCUAUGCUUUUCGCAUGGCUGAGCUGCGGCACACUUUCAGAAAGAUGCUGUUUUGCUCAGAUUGGAAAUUGUGCUUGUGACAGAAAUGCAUCUAAAGUUUUAAGCUUCAAAAUGUUUUUCACCCACAGAAGAAAAAUAGGUUGCACUGCAUUUUGAUGACUGCGCAACCUUAAACCUGUUCCCCCAAAAGCGCUUUAUUCCCUGUUGUGCUAAUUAUCAUGUUUGUCUUUGAGUCAUUAUUGGCAGGCAUUAGGACACAGUGUGGUUCCUGUGACAUGUGUCACCAAGCAGCUGAGGCUAGCAGAGGGUAUGAACCUACAUCACUCUUGUUUGCAUUGCACUUGGACAUUUGGUCAAUGGACUUUGAGCAUACAAACCACGUGUUUGAACUUUUCAUUUGUUGUCCUGCUGGUCUCACUGGGGAUCCCUAUGACCUGAAACCAAUUCCAUUGUUGGCAUCUUACUCUUUAAAGCAGCAGCAGAAACAGCUAACUUAUAUCAAAAUGUUCUUUCUCGAAAUGUCUCCAGGCGCUGAUAGUGCAACAGGAGACAGAUCAUCUGUGAAAGAAAUCCACCUCCACCCAAUGACCCUCCUGCUAUCUGCAGAAAUGCACUGCUGGUUUCAGGUCAGAAGCAACCAAUCAGGGCCAGGAGGAGGGUUUCAGUACUGUAAAUCAUGCUUGUAUAUGCACUGCUGAAGAUUGAGGGUGGAGAACAACUUAUUACUGGUCAUGCUAUAUAGGUUGAGCAUUCAGGACAGGCUCUUCAAUGAGGCAGAAAGCAAGGAGAAAUGGAGUGAACAGUGCAUACAUGAGCCUGAUUGACGGAGCUAAGACUCUCUUCCUCGCUCUGAUUGGAAGUUUCUGACCUAGUGGUGUAUUUCUGCAGAUGGCAAUAGAAGAUCAUCUGUCACAUACGACAUUCUGACACUUUUAACAAACGUCUAAAAGACAAGUUGUGUAUAAAAGUUUCCUGCCACAGAAUUCGCCCAUAUCAACCUCUUAUCCCAUAAAUAUUAUCUUGAAGUUUUAUAAUCAAAGGAUUGUUAGUUUACUAUUUUGUAAUCUUAUUUCUAUUUCUAAGUCAAAGUUUAAACAUUCAGAAAUUACUUACAACAUCCCACAUGUAGCUUGCGAUUAGUCAGAAUUUUAAAUCUUGGGUUAUAAUCUGGUGUUCUGGUGUAAUAAUCAGACAGAUCAAUGAGUUAAUUUUAUUGAUCUGUCUGGUUUAGACUUUAAAUGUAGAAACCAAAAUCUCUUUAUUCAGCUUAUUUAUUUGUCUUUUCAGUGCUUAUUCCGUCUGACAUUUCUCUUCAAAGAGUCUUCAAUUGUUUGUGAGAUUUAUCUUUGUUUUUGUUCCUUUGCUUAAUUAAUUAUUGUAGAUCUGACAUACAAUAACUGAUUGUCAAUAAAAUCUUAUUACGCUGAA